Messenger RNA from Aricia agestis (brown argus), 1444 nucleotides. It is a transcript of the gene Xbp1, whose product is annotated as X-box-binding protein 1. Gene Ontology annotation, cellular component: nucleus. Gene Ontology annotation, molecular function: RNA polymerase II transcription regulatory region sequence-specific DNA binding; DNA-binding transcription factor activity, RNA polymerase II-specific. The coding region runs from base 215 to 868 and encodes 217 amino acids. The transcript has 4 exons. The record is from RefSeq and is a predicted model, not a curated record. NCBI's taxonomy places the organism in Eukaryota, Metazoa, Arthropoda, Insecta, Lepidoptera, Lycaenidae.
AUUUCUAGAACUGUAAUUUUUUAAUGCGAUUCAGAAGCUCGAAUAUGUACGACGUAAGUGUAUUUCGAGUAAAACCUUAUCGCGAAAGAGUUUUCUAGCAAAAGUGCUCACCUGUACCAGGAAGAUUAUGCAAUUUUUUAAACUAUAGUUUUAAGUGUGGUGCAAGUUUGGUGGAUUUUUGUUUUUUAAAGCCGUGAAUGAUAAUAUUAUCAUCAUGAGCGCACCGAUCAUCAUAACUGUACCCAAUAAUUACCUGACGGUGGAUGAAAUGGAGUCGAAGGUUGUUGUCGACGUAUCUCCUCCACCGUCCAGGAAACGAAGAUUGGAUCAUUUAACAUGGGAGGAAAAGAUGCAACGAAAGAAGCUGAAGAACAGAGUUGCAGCGCAGACCUCGAGGGACAGGAAGAAGGCGAAAAUGGAUGAGAUGGAGGCCAAGAUCCAGAAAUUCAUGGACAUGAACGAGAGAUUGAUGGGUGAAGUGGAGAACCUCAAAGCGAUGAACGAGAGGUUACUGAGCGAGAACGCAGCGCUACGCAGCGAAGCCGCGGCACGGAACGUCGCGGGAGCCCCGAGACCAGCAGAGUCUCUACCUCAGCAGAAGGUGGGGCCCCCGACGGCGCUUCGUGCGGCGCGCGUGCUGCUGGCGAUGUGUCUCCUCUCACAGACCUCCUCGCUCAGCUCGACUCAGACCACUUCGACCUCGACGCCCUCCAUCAACUUGCAGACUCCCUCCUCCAAGAGAUUGAUGCAGGUGCUGCAGGAGAGGCUGAAAAUGUCGAAGUCCGGGAACCUAGAAGGUGCCCUGAAGGAGAUAAAGUGGUGGGGCCCACAGCAGAGCAACUGGAACCCAGUAGAAGUGAGCUCGUAGACGCCAAACACGAUAUCAACAGGAUACUGGAACAUUCGUACGCACAUCCCCACCCCGACACUACUAAGGAGAACGGAGACAAGGGGGACAUAUUCUACGCGAGUUAUGAAGCAAACGACUGCAUCACGGUAGAAGUACCCUCAGAUGAUGAUAACGUCGAAGAACCAGCGGCAGAGGAGACACAGUUCACAUGUCUAACGACAGACUGCCCCGACAUUACACUGGAGUGCGACAUGAAACUACUGUCCCCCAUGAGUCUGUCCCCCAAGUCAGCUGAUGAGAACCUGCUCGGUGUAUCUCCAACACACACGACCUUCUCAGAUUUAGGCUACGAGUCCCUCGCGUCGCCUCUCAGCGAAUCAGAAUCUAUGGAUUUGUCAGAUUUUUGGUGUGAAUCGUUUUCAGAAUUAUUUCCUGGCUUAGCAUGAGCUUAGGGCAUAAAUCUGAAUUACCACCGAAGACUGAUUAGUUCGUAAGGAUUCUAGUGACAUUAAUUUUAAUAAAUUAAUAUAUUCGUAAUUUGUUAUUAUUAAGGGAUGUAAUAUGUAAUGUUAAUAAACUGUAUGCUGUUGAAAA